GGAUCCAAGUCCCUCUUUUCUGAGUCAUCCAUCCUCGCCACCGUUUACGAGAACGCACUCGACAUGAAGGGCCUCUAUCCCGGAUGGUCCAAGGACAUCCAAUUCGUCCGCAGUGGCGAUUUCUUCCAGUCCGGUCACGAAAAAGUGGUGCCCUGCGGCAACCAGUUCGAAAUUCUGUCCAGAAAGGUGUUCCUGGGCGUCGCCUCCGCCUGUCCCCUGGACAUCCAUGGAGCCAAGAAGGCCCACAUGCCGGAGUCCGCCGACAGGGCGUCCGGGGUGUCACUGAUUGUCAGCGAUUUGGACGCGAUAACCUUCCACGAGGCCUGCCUUCCAACGCCACUGAGG
Molecule: messenger RNA, 345 nt
Organism: Ostreobium quekettii
Lineage: Eukaryota; Viridiplantae; Chlorophyta; Ulvophyceae; Bryopsidales; Ostreobiaceae
Source: the annotation of a GenBank genome assembly